CAUCCCAAGAGAGAGAUAACUUCAAAACCUCAUCCAUGUAUUUUAUCUACAUGUAAUCCACAGUUAGAAAAAUAAUUUGAACUUUAAUGCCAACAAACAUGUGACGAAAUUUCUCAGUCAAUUUCAGUAAUAGCUUUCAAAUCUUCAUUUUACAUACUUUUAAGGCACAUUUUCAGUUGCAAUGUUGACGUUAAUUAUUUUACUUUUUUCUACACUUUCUGUUUCAGAAUCUAAACCUAAUUUCGUUAUAUUUUUGGCAGACGAUUUGGGUUAUGGUGAUAUAGGUUGUUUUGGUAAUAGUACUUUACGAACACCUAAUAUUGAUAGUCUUGCCAAAAAUGGUGUUAAGCUCAAUCAUCACUUAGCAGCUGCUGCUGUAUGCACCCCAAGCAGAGCUGCAUUGUUGACUGGACGCUACCCCGUUAGAGCAGGUAUGGAGAGCUCUAACAGAAAUAAAGUUUUCUUCUUUGUUGCUGCUAGUGGUGGAUUACCUGAAAAUGAAACAACAUUUGCUCGUGCUUUGAAACAAGGAGGUUAUGCAACUGCUAUUAUUGGGAAAUGGCAUUUGGGCAAUGACUGUAAUUUCAAAGGAGAUGCUUGCCACCAUCCUAUAAAACAUGGAUUUGACUAUUUCUAUGGUUUACCUUUGUCAAAUUUUAAAGAUUUUGGAGAUGAUGGACAAAGUGUGAUUACUUCUUACAUUCCAAACUUUUAUUCAUACAUCACUGCCAUAAUUCUCAUCGGAAUAUCAAUGGUUUAUUUCACCUAUAGCAAGCACAAAAUGCUAAGUAUUGUUAUUUUUGUAAUAUUAAUAUUCAUUCCAAUUAUUACAACUGCAUUUUGUUUAAACCUCAAAACUAUCAAUGGCAUCUUAAUGCAAGAUAUGGAAGUUAUUGAGCAGCCUGUACGGCUUCAAGGAUUAACGCAACGUUUUGUCCAUAAAGCGAAACUAUUUAUAGAGCAGCAAGUAACCACCAAGACUCCUUUUUUACUCUAUGUGCCUUUUGUACAUGUACAUACAGCAUUAUUUUGCUCUUCAGAGUUUAGAGGUAAAAGUAAACAUGGACUCUACGGAGAUAACGUUGAAGAAAUGGAUUGGGCAGUUGGAGAAAUAGUAAAUAAAUUAAAAGAUAAUGGUAUUUUAAAUAACACAUUCAUAUAUUUCUCAUCGGAUAAUGGUGCUCACAUUGAAGAAGUUUCUGCAGAUGGUGAAAGAGAAGGUGGCUACAAUGGAAAGUUAAAAGGGGGUAAAAUGAUGGGUGGAAUGGAAGGAGGCAUUAGAGUUCCAAGCAUUAUUUCUUGGUCUAAAGGAAUUUCUAAUGCAGAAAUUACAGCAGUAACUUCACAAAUGGACCUUUUCCCUACAAUUAUGGAACUUGCUGACAUUCCUUUGCCUCAAAGACUUAUGGAUGGAAAAUCCCUUGUGCCACUACUGAAAGGGAAAUCUCAUCAGCAGCACAAAUAUUUGUUUCAUUACUGCGGAAAACAAAUCCAUGCAGCUACAUAUGUUUCAGGAAAAAAGAUUUGGAAACUGCAUUGGACUACACCUAAAUUCAUACCAGGCACUAACAGAUGUGAAUAUGUCUGCCAUUGCUUUGGAAAGUUUGUUAUUCAUCAUAAUCCUCCUAUUCUUUAUGAUUUGUCAAAUGAUCCUUCCGAAUCUCAACCUAAAAAUAUAUCAACAAAUUCAGAAUACUCUGAUAUAAUAUUUAAGAUAAAUGAAGCAAGAAAUCAACAUGAGGCCACAGUCAUGGAAGUUCCAGAUCAAUUUAGUUUCUUUAAUACACUAUGGAAACCUUGGUUACAACCUUGUUGCAACUUCCCCCAAUGUAAAUGCACAGAUCUAGACUUUCCAGCGUGAAGAUAGGUGUGAAUUCUAUCCAGCUACACAAGAGUUUAC
Uloborus diversus is the source of this 1900-nucleotide messenger RNA. RefSeq names its product steryl-sulfatase-like. NCBI's taxonomy places the organism in Eukaryota, Metazoa, Arthropoda, Arachnida, Araneae, Uloboridae. Gene Ontology annotation, molecular function: arylsulfatase activity. The record is from RefSeq and is a predicted model, not a curated record.